Messenger RNA from Papilio xuthus (Asian swallowtail), 2192 nucleotides. Its product is annotated as transmembrane protease serine 9-like. NCBI's taxonomy places the organism in Eukaryota, Metazoa, Arthropoda, Insecta, Lepidoptera, Papilionidae. The transcript has 13 exons. Bases 84 to 2192 code for a protein of 702 amino acids. Gene Ontology annotation, biological process: proteolysis. Gene Ontology annotation, molecular function: serine-type endopeptidase activity. The record is from RefSeq and is a predicted model, not a curated record.
UUGGAUCGUCAUCAUCGCGUUCAGGAGGUGAACUCUACCGAGUGGGUGCUUUACAAGUUCAUCCAAAGUUUUCAUCAUCAAAUAUGGAUAACGAUAUUGCCUUACUAUGGCUUUCGAGACGCAUGAAGUUUAGUGAACGUGUUGCACCUAUCGCUUUAGUUGAAGAAGAUGAAGAGAUACUUGAUGGUGAUACUACAAUGGUCACAGGUUGGGGAAAUCUAAGGGAAGGAGGAGGUAAUCCGUCGACUUUGCAAAUGGUACUAAUACCAAUCGUCAAUCCAACACAAUGCAAAGAUGCCUACAGCAAGCAGUACGUGAUAACACCAAGAAUGAUAUGCGCAGGACUACCUGAUGGAGGCAAAGAUUCUUGCCAGGGUGACAGUGGAGGACCUCUAGCUUAUAACGGAAGAUUAGCGGGAAUAGUGUCCUGGGGUGUCGGAUGUGCACGACCCAACUAUCCUGGAGUGUAUACCAAAGUUUCAGCUCUAAGAAGAUGGGUCGAUGAGACCAUCUCCACCAUGGCUGUGACAUCCAGUUUCUUCAGUGCUUCAAUAACCAUCAUGUAUAGUCUACUAUUUGUUUUCACCAUUGUUGGUCUAGCGACAUCGCUACCGACAAAAUCUAAAGAAGAUAUUAGAAUAGUUGGCGGAGAAGAUAUUGAUAUAACACUAGCUCCAUAUCAAGUAUCGUUGUUAAGAAGAGGUCGUCAUACUUGCGGUGGAGCUAUCAUUGCGAAUGACCUCAUUGUCACAGCCGCCCAUUGUGUUACUGGUUCCAACGCCCGUGACUAUUCAGUUCGUGUUGGUUCGUCGUCAAGUCAAUCCGGUGGUCAAGUGAUUCCAGUGAGUGAUUUAGCAUGGCAUCGCAAUUUCACUUAUUCCAAGAUGGACUGUGAUGUUGCUUUAGCGAGGUUGUCAAAACCUUUGGUAUAUAGCGACAGUAUUGCACCGAUUGACAUGCUACAAAAUAAUGAAGAGGUACCUGAUGGAGAUAUCACUAUGGUCACUGGAUGGGGAAAUCUUCGGGAAACUGGUGGAUAUCCAAGACAGCUACAAAUGGUGUUAGUACCAACAGUAAAUACCGCCAUGUGUGAUGUGGCGUAUUCACCUUCCUACACUGUCACUUCUACGAUGAUCUGCGCUGGUGUACCUGAAGGUGGCAAGGAUGCUUGUCAGGGUGACAGUGGUGGUCCAUUGGUACACAAUGGUCGUCUUGCGGGAAUCGUAUCCUGGGGUUUGGGCUGCGCUCGACCGAACUAUCCCGGAGUUUACGCUAAAGUCGCUGCAUUGAGAGACUGGAUCGACCAAAACAGCGAAAUGUUACGCCAAAAAUACGUCUUAAGAGCAUUUUAUAAUUGCUGCAUAAUGUUUAAAUUUAUAUUGUUACUUCUAACUAUCGGUGUAGUAGCAUCAGUACCGACAAUUAAAACAAAAGAAGAUGUGAGGAUUGUUGGCGGAGAAGAUAUAGAUAUAACAUCAGCUCCUUAUCAAAUAUCACUCGUAAAAAAUGGUAGACAUUCCUGUGGUGGAUCUAUUAUUGCCGUCGAUACAAUACUAACAGCAGCACAUUGUGUUUUAAAUUCCGCUCCUCAAGAUUAUAUGGUUCGUGUUGGUUCAUCAUCGUAUGAAAAAGGUGGUGAUCUUUAUCCAGUUAGUGAUUUACUCUGGCAUCCGAAUUUUACUUAUACCAAAAUGGACAGUGAUGUAGCAUUAUUGUUUCUUUCUAAACCAUUAACAUUCAAUGAUGGAAUCGCUGCAAUUGAAUUGAUAAAUAACAACGAAGAAAUUGAAGACGGUGAUAUCACAAUGGUAUCUGGUUGGGGAAAUUUGCGCGAAGGUGGUGGUUACCCCACAACAUUACAAAUGGUACUGGUACCCAAAGUGAAUUCAAAUGAAUGUAACAAAGCUUAUUCACCGAUGUAUAACAUAACGCCAACGAUGUUGUGCGCUGGAGUUCCUGAAGGAGGCAAAGAUGCGUGUCAGGGUGAUAGCGGUGGCCCAAUGGUCCACAAUGGAAGGUUGGUUGGAGUUGUAUCGUGGGGUUUGGGCUGCGCUCGACCGAACUAUCCUGGAGUCUACGCCAAGGUGUCUGCACUCAGGGGCUGGAUUGAUGACAGCAUCACGUAUUUACGCCGUAAACAUAUAUUUAGACCGUUUCCAUUUAUUGUAUUAGAUAAGUUAUUUAAAUUAUAG